Messenger RNA from Fusarium verticillioides 7600, 2133 nucleotides. RefSeq lists its product as hypothetical. The coding region runs from base 735 to 1679 and encodes 314 amino acids. NCBI's taxonomy places the organism in Eukaryota, Fungi, Ascomycota, Sordariomycetes, Hypocreales, Nectriaceae. The record is from RefSeq and is a predicted model, not a curated record. The transcript is spliced from 4 exons.
GAAUUCACAACCUAUAUCGAUUCCUUGCAUAGCAACGCAAGUCAUGCACCGUUGUAUCGAUACUACUAUUUCGCACAAUCUCUCCACGGACUCUCCGUAAUCUUCGCCAUCACUCAUGAUCUCGCCUAGCACAACAUCUCAUUCGCUCGAUUGCACUAAAUAUGCCGUGUAGCCGGCCCGUCCACCAAAGGAUCGUGCACGGGUCACUCGGUGUACAGCACCCUCACAAGGCUGAGUGCCUGUGCCACGCCACCUUUUCCAUUUAUGGGCUCACUAACAUCUGACGAUCCAAGAUCGCCCUCAACGUCAUGGAGUGAAUUUGCCUUGAUCGGGAAGGACAUGUCUAGGCAGCCGAAUAUCGUGAAACUGGAGGAUCUAGCGCGGGACUAUCAAAAGCCCGAUCGGCAGUUGAGCUGCCAAGGCUGUUGUAGUUAGGCUGGAUCCUUUGGUGGCUUGUACAUCUAGCUCCACUAUCACCACGACGUUGAUGAUGGGAUCGCUUUUAUCCCUCAGCCUUGGUUAUCUAAACGACGAGAAGGAUUGCUGUAAUGACGGUGAUGUUGAGCAUCAAGGAAAUGAGAAAGAAAUGUGCUGAUCAUGCUCAAAAACGGUGUCCAGCUCCGACGAAGUCUGACUGUAGUUGAGUAUAUAAAGAAAGAGUUGUCUUCUGCCAAGACAAAUUUCAUCAAGCUUCAAACUCUACUUCCUUCAGACUACCCUUGAACUCUAUCACCAUGCGUCCCCUUCCCAUUGCGUUGGCACUAGCAGCAACCGCUGUAAGUGCAGAUGUACAGAUCGUUUGGAAACACGCCAAAGCAUCCACUCAAACCGCACUUAGCGUAUACGACGGCUCAACCCUGCUGGCCCAAAGCUGCUCAAGUUUCAUCUCUGACGCCCCCAGCAGCAUUGACUUUACAGAUGUCGAUGAGAACGGCUUUGGGAACUUUACCGUCGGCGCUAAAAGGUACCUCGUCCACUCCAAGGCAAAGUACUCGGGAGGCCCGAUCUGCACCAAGAAGUUUAGCGCUCAAGCAACCGUUGUCGAGUGUUCUGGACUUGACUGGAAGCCCAACAAGGCAAAGAUCGAGGACAACUGCCAUGACAAGGAUGAGGCUAAGGGUGCUCUCCGGCUCUUGAGCUCCAAGGGUUCGGCAUCGGGCUUUGCAAAGCGCGAGGCUAAUCCUAUCAACGAUCCCCCGGCUUGCUCAGUCUUGACUAGGACGUCCCUAGUUGGCGAUGGCAACCCCCACCAGAAUUAUUUCCACAAGCAGCUUUCGGAAGUUGUGAACUGUGGAACCGCACAGUCCUGCAGCGUUGGAAACUCCCAGUCCGUCUCGUAUACCAUCGGCUGGACCGCUACCCUCACCCCAGUGAGCUGGAUCAGCGGUGGGUUCUCGGUCUCCGAGAGCUGGAACACUGGAAACACCUACACCUGCACCGGUAGCGCUGGCGAGGAUGUUUGCGUCUGGUACAACACCGCCCACACUGCCUAUACCGUGCAGAACAAGGAGCGAGACUCUUGUGCCGUUGGUGGAGGCUGGGACUCGACCGGCGAUCCGUUUGUCAUGUACUCACCAAACGAGUCUAACCGAGGCGGCGGUUACUACUGCGUCAUCGGGACAUGCAGGGCCCAGGGCGAUAACUACUGGGAUUACAGCGGCCGCGCGGGUGGUCCUUAGAUGGGAUCCUUGCAAUUCUGCUAGCUUAGAGCCCGAGAGCCCGAUGAUCCGGGUGAGCAUUACCGCCAGUCAUAUCUGACUGAAAUUUGCCCAAUGAAUUACGUUGAUAUCAGCACAUGGAAUCAUGGGAGUGAGGUGUCGGUGUAGGUAGGUUUGAUAGUGCAUAUUGAGAUCCCCCAAACUCUCCUUAUUAGUGCGUGUAGCGGAGCCGCAGAGACUGGAACCUUGUUUAUAGUUCUGAUUCAAUGACUUGCAUUCCCAACUAAGAUUCUCAACGGUCUUAGGGUUCCGACGGGACUAUUAAGUGAACUAGCAAGGGACACAGAUCAUCGUGAGGCAGGGGUUGCGGCUGAUGCGGAAAAUUCAUGUUUGAUCUAGGUAUCUCCAUAACUUCAGAAUGACCUCUCUCUAAACUCAACCAUUGGUCCAUUUCGUGCACAUGUAAUAUGGUCAU